AGGAGGAACAGAAGCGAACUCGUCGCGAAGGUAGAACGCGCGUGUACCGUGCACUUGGUGUACCAAAAGAGAGAGAGAGAGAAAAAGAGAGAAAUACAGAUAUAGAAAGAAGGAGAAAGACAGAAGAAAACAACGAGCACGACUCUCGGAGCCUCGAACUCGAGAAGUCUUCGCGAGUCCGGCGAACCGACACACACCGCUCACCGAUUCCAAAGUCCGCCGGUAGGCUCAGUUGUCUCCGAACCCCCGAACCGUUCGGAUGUAGCUACUUUAUAAGAUUCAUUUACGUUUUUCCACGCUUUCGAAGCUCGUUGAUUUCGCCGUUGCUCGCUGCUACACAUACGCUCUCGUCUUCAAAACCGAUUUUACUCUUCGCGUGCUCGUUCUCCGCGGUCUCGUGCGGUCAUCGUGCGGUGAGGCUCGAUCUUGAAGAACCAAAAAGGAAAAGAUAUAGAGGAAAACGAGAAAGAAAAAUUCGAAUACAAACAACACGCCUUUCUCCACGGAAGGAAACAUACAAACGAGGGAGAAGUGUUGCCCCGUGGCCAAGGAGCAUUUAAAUCUAGAGAAUCGUUUCUUUUUCGUUUUCCGUAUUUUCGUUCGGUUCGGACACCUCUGAUCGCGCGCAGGCGAUUAGAGAAGCGAGGAAAGGAGUAAGAGCGCUGGAGCGGCGAAGAAAUCGGAAGAAACUCGAGAAGAAAAAGGAAAGAAAAUCUUGUCGAUUGGACGAACCGACGAUCCAACACCGUUAACACGUAGCAAACACGUAGAAUGGUAGCCUCACAACACGACGGUACCAGAAGUGUUGGUGGCGGUGGCGGUGGAGAUGGUGGAGGUGGCGGUGGCGAUGAAACCGUGUACACGGUGACCGUGAGUGGUGUCGGUUACAGGAACGAGGGUUACAAGGACGAUGGUAACGAUGGUAUACCUCCUGAGCCGCAGAAACCACCGCAAUUAUCGUCCACGGACGACGAUACCCAGUCCAGAAAGUUCAAGCUCUCCCGCGGCGAGAAAUGGCGGAUCUUAAAGAACAUUAGCACCGUAUCCGUAGCAUUUAUGGUGCAGUUCACCGCGUUUCAAGGCACAGCGAAUCUACAAUCGUCUAUCAAUGCCAGUGAUGGUUUAGGCACCGUGUCCCUAUCAGCGAUUUACGCGGCUUUGGUAUUAUCAUGCAUCUUCGUGCCAACCUUCGUUAUCAAAAGGCUCACCGUGAAAUGGACGUUAUGCGUAUCGAUGCUGUGCUACGCACCGUACAUCGCCUCCCAGUUCUAUCCAAAAUUUUAUACCUUGGUACCGGCUGGCGUGCUUCUUGGUUUGGGUGCCGCACCCAUGUGGGCUGCCAAAGCCACCUAUCUCACGCAGGUCGGUGGCGUCUACGCGAAACUCACCGAUCAGCCGGUUGACGCCAUCGUCGUCAGGUUUUUCGGGUUCUUCUUCCUUGCCUGGCAGACUGCUGAACUCUGGGGAAACCUCGUGUCGUCGCUUGUACUGACCGGAGAAGAGUUCGGCGGUGGCGGGAACCGUACCACGAAUUGGAACAAAAUCAAGUUCUGUGGAGCAGACUUCUGCGUCCUCGGGAACGGAGCCCACGAGACUCUGGAUCGUCCUCCAGAAUCUGAGAUCUACGAAAUUUCUGCGAUUUAUCUAACUUGUGUAAUCAUCGCCGUGAUCAUCGUCGCCCUGUUCGUCGAUCCUCUGUCGAGGUACGGCGAGAAACAAAGAAAAGUGGACAGUCAAGAGCUCAGUGGUAUACAAUUGCUCUCGGCAACUGCUUAUCAACUGAAGAAGCCUUAUCAGCAGCUCCUUAUACCAAUCACAAUAUGGAUCGGCAUGGAGCAGGCGUUCAUCGGUGCAGACUUUACACAAGCCUACAUUUCCUGCGCGUUGGGUGUGCACCGGGUUGGCUACGUUAUGAUCUGCUUCGGAGUGGUGAACGCUAUCUGCUCCUUGGUCUUCGGCUCUUUGAUGAAAUUCGUCGGAAGACAGCCACUUAUGGUGCUGGGCGCUAUCGUUCACGUUAGUCUUAUCGUCGUGCUACUCCACUGGAAACCUAACCCCGAUAACCCUUACGUUUUUUACACGGUUUCCGGGCUGUGGGGUGUUGGUGACGCUGUUUGGCAGACGCAAGUCAAUGGUCUAUACGGAACACUAUUCAGGCGUAACAAGGAAGCUGCGUUCUCCAACUAUAGACUAUGGGAGAGUGCCGGUUUCGUGAUAGCAUACGCAUACAGCACCCAUUUAUGCGCCCGUAUGAAGCUGUACGUGAUGUUAACAGUGCUUCUUAUCGGGACAAUUGGGUACAUCGUAGUGGAACUAUUGCACAGGCGUAAACAGAAAAGGCUGAAGGCGAUCGCGGAGGAUCCAAAAGCGGCCCAAGCAGAGGCGAACCAAGUGGAAGAGACGGACGACGAAAAGGACGAUAUAGACGACGAUAUCAUUAUCACUCACCUCUGAAGCAAUAUCACGAUGCGAACUCGCGCACCGACGAGGAAUCUCAUCAGUGUCUCAAGCUCUUCUCUUUUACUCUUCCUUAUUGCUUUUUCCUGUAAUAACGAACGCAGCUACCUUUUAUCAGUCAGCGAAGAUGCACGAUGAUACAUCCGUCAUAGAUAAGCGAAGCGAGCUAUCGAAAACUGACUGGAAGAGUGGUAUCACGAUUGUUGCUCGUUUAUAGGAAGCGUAAGGGAUAGUAGGCGUCGUUUUUGUUUUAUUUGUUUUGUUUAAAAGAACGUAGAACGGGAAUCGAUACGAUGAACGAUACGAAUAUAUAAAGAGGAAGAAUGUUCAUCGAUUACUCGUGUUACCGAUAUUAUACGAAUUUGCGAUGAAAUUGUAGAUCCAUCUCGGAGACGAAUUAUCAGUAAGAAAUAUCGCUGGAUUACGAUAAAACGGAGUGAAGGUUUUUACUCUUAUUAGAGCGCUCGAAAAUUUCUCUUUUUUUUUUUGUAAAUUGUUCGCGCGUUGAUUGUUGAUUUUAUAAAUUUCACUUUAGACGAGCUUCGUUCGUUCUUUGCUACGUAACGUAGCGCGUGUUGGCGUAACGCACGCCGACGUUUCUUUUCUUUUCUUGCAUCGAGGAACGAAAGAAAAGGAGAAAGGGAAACGCAAAUCGCGCACGCGACAAAGCUCGCGACUCUGUACUUGAAACGCGUUUCUGCUGGGAAACGAGCAGCCACGAGACACAGCGUGAAAGAAUAAAAGAAAGAAACCGACUCAUACAAAAUUAAUGAGGGAUAAGGAAAAUGCACGAAGGGUGUAUACCUAGACGACGAUCAGUCCCGCUUCGUGCACGUGUUGUUACACGUAUCGCUUGCAACGGUUCAACACACAGCGAUUCCAUUGUCGACCGUUAAAACGAAUUGCUUGCCUUGACGGUGCUAGAAGCGCGUUCCGAUGCCAUAUUCGUCCUUAUGCGUUUACAUAGUCUAUUCGAGAUCUUCACUUAAGCGUAAGUUUAAUUAUUCAAAAAACAGAAAAGAGAAAAAGAAAGAGAAGAAAAUGAUAAUAGGAACUAAAUUAAAAGUAUCAUUGAAGUAUCAGGCAUGAAUAAACUAUUAUAUAAAUCAGCAAAUUUGAUUUUUUCAAAUAGUACAAAGGGGAAAAGAUUAAGAAAAAUAAUAAAAUACGUUCAAAGAACGUAUACGAUAAGUAACAAAAUUACUUAGACAAUGAAAAUUAUACAAUGAGAAAUAUAUACAACUGAAAGUAAUUUAAAAUAUUAGAAAUAUAUUAUUUAUUAGACUCUGAGACAGGAAAAUCACAAAAGUAUUUCUAAGUACACUGUGUUACAAACUAUCUUAUUAUUAUUAGACAAUAAAGAAACUCUUAAUAUGCUUUUUAUUUAAAAGUACAUAUACGAGGUAAUAUUAAAAAAUUCUUUAUACUGUCUUAUCAUUCUACAAAUUUUUGUUAUAUUCUCGGUUGUAAAAAUAAUUUCGUCGCUCAUUGUACUCUUUAUAGAUGAACAAGCAAAAGAGACCAUUCGUUAAACGAAUUCGUGACGAGUUGACUAUUCGUAGAUCGUAUAUAUUCGUAAGAUGUAAGGCACCUCCUCAUUGCCACUAUGUGGAAGCGCUUCGUAGCAACUUGCCAUUAAGUUUUAUCGGAAUUUGUGUCCCAGUUUUGUGAUAAAAUGAUCGGAUCUUCUCAUGCCGAACGAUUCGAUCGUGAAUCCGCUUAUCUUGUAUAUAGAUUAUGGAUAGCAAUUGUAUAUGCGGUGAAAUGGAUAUUCCAUUUGAAUGCGUUGUUCUGGCUCAGUGAAGCCACGAUUUUUCAAGCUGUAAACUGGCCGACUUCGUGUCUUUGUUGUCUUUUUUUAUUCAUGACUACAGAUGCACUUAUUGUUAGAUCAAACAUCCACUGGAUCGAGCCUGUAAUUUAUAAUUUUAACUAUUCCGUGACUAAAAUAUUUGCUGAACUGUGACGAUAAGGGAUAAUUUAUUUUAUUAAUUUAAAUCAUGGGGACGAGGUUCUCUAUUCUGAAACAUAUUUUAUGGAAUUUGCAAACGAUAAAGGAAUUUUAAUCGGAUGAUAUUUUCGUUUUGUUCGUUUGAUCGAUGCAGGCUAAGUCUGUCGUGGAAAACAGGCCGGGAUUGUGCAUCUGCAUUCGAUCGAUGGAACCGAAACCGUCGAAGAGAAUCAACUCACGAAGAAACAUUUCCAAGGAACAUUUCACGUUCGCCAUCGCCAAGAGGAUGACGAGGAGGAAGAGCAUAGAUUGUAAAAUUCUGUCCGAUGCAUUUCUCUCGUGCGUGCACCACGAAAUGCUUCCAAUUGUCAGUAAUAAUCGAAAUCAUGAUAAGAAUCGUGAAAACGAUAUCGUGAUUGAGCAUGAUCUUAAUUACGUAUGUUAGAGAGAAUAACGAAAAAUUAUGACGUAUUAGUAGUAGACGUAAGGAACAUUAUAGUCGUUAAUUUAACGUUAAGUAUUCAGAAAAAUUUAUUUUAUAGAUCAUCUCUGUUUCUUUUCCUUUUCUUCUCUUUCGAUGUUCCGAAGAAAGAGAAAAAAAGGAAAAACAUGAAAGUAGGCAAAGGCGAAUAUUAUUAUACGUAUGUAUUCUUCUUUUCGCGAAAAUUCAUGAUCGAUUGUUUUCGUAACGAAGGACCAAGGCAAGAUGAUUAUAUUGUUAUCCAUAUAGAAUAGUCCCAAAAUAGAGGAAGGAAAAAAAGAAAUAUAAAAGGAUAGUUCGUUCUAUCCCGGAUAUAAUGUUGAAUCAGUAUUUUGUUAAUCGAAUCGAAUUGUAUUAUGCGUUAGUUAUUACGAUCGUUCGAUGAUCACGUAUGAUGAACAUACUGACCUACUGUGUAUUGUAAUAGCAUCCCUCUCGACAGUAUGUAUUCCGUCCACCAAUCGAUAAGAUUGCUCAAGAAUCUUUAACAUAAGAUUAGAGUACCAAUAAAAUCUAUGUCGCACUUACAUCUCUUUAUAUAUACUUACGUAAUAUGCAUAUAUAUUUUGCCAUUUCGAUGGGACCAAAAAUGUACUUAAUAAUUUCCAUGAAAGUAAAUAGUUUCCGUUUAACUUGUACUUCUGACUUUAGGGGAAGAAGCAUAUUAUGGAUAAACGUUGGUCGAGGAAAAUUUGACGAAUCGUUUGACUGAAAUCGUACGGCUGAAAUUUCUAUCGUUAACUUUCACUUUUCUCCAUAGAUCAAUAGAUAGUAGGGAAACAGACUAGAGAGACGUAUUUCUUAAUGUCGUACAACAUUUGUACAAAAAGAGGAUGAAUCUUUUGCGGAAAGUAUUAAAACAAUACUCUAUACAGUUGUAUAAAGGAAACGUGCACGUGCAUCGUGUUGUUUUCCUCCCUUUCGAUAAAUCGAAAGCAAUAUUUCAUUACAAAAUUUGUAACAGAC
This is a messenger RNA of Bombus pyrosoma, 5855 nucleotides long. Its product is annotated as UNC93-like protein. Gene Ontology annotation, biological process: regulation of muscle contraction; regulation of potassium ion transport. Gene Ontology annotation, molecular function: potassium channel regulator activity. Lineage: Eukaryota; Metazoa; Arthropoda; Insecta; Hymenoptera; Apidae. Gene Ontology annotation, cellular component: striated muscle dense body; plasma membrane. Bases 772 to 2454 code for a protein of 560 amino acids. The transcript is spliced from 6 exons. The record is from RefSeq and is a predicted model, not a curated record.